Messenger RNA from Penicillium cinerascens, 1053 nucleotides. RefSeq names its product aldo/keto reductase family protein. The coding region runs from base 1 to 1053 and encodes 350 amino acids. Lineage: Eukaryota; Fungi; Ascomycota; Eurotiomycetes; Eurotiales; Aspergillaceae. The transcript is spliced from 2 exons. Gene Ontology annotation, molecular function: oxidoreductase activity. The record is from RefSeq and is a predicted model, not a curated record.
AUGCCUCUCGUUGUGCAGAACCUCCAGCCCCGGGUGAUCCUCGGGUUGAUGACCUUUGGACCCAGUACGGAUAAAGGUGCCCGCAUCACCUCGCUUGACGAGUACAACCGCUGCCUCGACCACUUCCAGCAGCAAGGUUUCAACGAGGUCGAUACCGCGCGCAUCUACGUGGGCGGAGAACAGGAGGCCUUUACUGCCAAGGCAAACUGGAAAGAGCGAGGCCUGACUCUCGCCACGAAAUGGUACCCGGACGACCCCGGUGCGCACAAGCCUGCCGUCCUUCGCGAGAAGCUCGAGCUGUCUCUUAAGGAGUUGAACACCAAUCAGGUUGAUAUCUUCUAUCUCCAUGCCCCGGAUCGCUCGGUCCCCUUUUCUGAGACCCUCGAGGCUGUCAAUGAGCUUCACAAAGAGGGCAAGUUUGUCCAGUUGGGUCUGAGUAACUACACGGCCUUUGAGGUCGCCGAGAUUGUUACUCUCUGUGCUCAGCGCGGCUGGGUGCGCCCUACUAUCUACCAGGGCAUGUAUAAUGCUAUUACUCGCAACAUUGAGGUUGAACUGAUCCCUGCCUGCCGACGCUACGGUCUUGAUAUUGUUAUCUACAACCCUCUUGCUGGCGGUCUUUUCUCUGGCAAAUAUAAGACCCACGAGGUGCCUGCCGAAGGACGAUACAGCGAUGCUAGCACCGCGGGUGCCCGUUAUCGCCAGCGCUACUUCAAGGAUGCGAACUUUGAUGCUCUCAAGAUAAUUGAGCCGGUCGUGGAGAAGCACGGUCUGACUCUAGUAGAGACUGCGUUGCGCUGGGUACGCCACCACUCGGCUCUCAAUAUCGACAACGGUGGGCGGGAUGGUAUCUUGAUCGGAGUUAGCAGCUUCGGCCAGCUCGAGACCAAUCUGCGGGAUCUGCAGAAGGGACCACUUCCAGAGGAGGUGGUGCAGGUUCUUGACGAGGCGUGGUUGAUUGCAAAGCCUACUUCUACGAACUAUUGGCACUUGGACUUGAAGUACACCUACGACACCCAGGAGGCCCUGUUCAAGCCCAAGUCGAAGGCCUGA